Molecule: messenger RNA, 867 nt
Organism: Lodderomyces beijingensis
Lineage: Eukaryota; Fungi; Ascomycota; Pichiomycetes; Serinales; Debaryomycetaceae
Source: the annotation of a GenBank genome assembly
AUGGAGAAAUUGUUGCAUUGGUCAAUUGCACAGCAAUCCGGCGACAAGGCAGCGCUCGACCAAGUCGGCGAACCGGAUCAAAAAGCGUUGAACCAGUUAUUCGGCGGCCCAGAUGAAGCGGCCUUGAUGAAGGAGAGCUUGCACGUAGCGACAAACCCCAAAGUCGACGAAAAGGACAAGGUGAUUGCAUUGGAGAACUUCGAAAUGUUGAUUGAGAAUUUGGAUAACGCGAACAAUAUCGACAAUUUGGGGCUCUGGGGCCAGAUCGUGGGCUUGUUGAGCGACAACAGUGCUGCUUCUCAAUUGAGGGUUUUGGCGUGUGGCAUCGUUGGUGUGGCCGUGCAGAAUAACCCAAAGUCGCAAGAGGCAUUCGGUAAAACCAAAGGGUUAGAGGCGUUGAUUGAGAUUGCAAGCACUACCAAAGAUAAGCAGUUGCAGUUGAAAGCGCUCUACGCCAUCUCGUCGUUUAUAAGAAAUUACAAGCCUGGGUACGAGGAGUUUGACAAGUUGAAUGGAUGGAAAUUGGUUCAAUUUGGCGAAAACAACAACGGCAACAGCAUUGAUGCGAAAUAUGACUUGAGGGUUUUGUCUUUGGUCUCGUCUGCAUUGAGUAAUGGAUUGACUGUCGACUUGGAGAAGCAGUUUAAAGACCUCAAUUUGGUUCAUCAUCUCGCUGCGUAUUUGAACUUGGAUUCGGUCACUAGCGUGGUUGACAAGUCGUUGAAUAUAAUCUCGGAGUUGAACCGUGACAAGUACAAUUACACCGACAAAGAGCAGUAUGAAGUCGAUAGAGGUAUCCAGGUCGUGGAGGGCUUGAGUGACAAACUCAACAUUGAUGACUUGAACGGUGCAAAACAAAAACCCUAG